Lepus europaeus (European hare) is the source of this 2416-nucleotide messenger RNA. RefSeq names its product ATR interacting protein (gene ATRIP). Lineage: Eukaryota; Metazoa; Chordata; Mammalia; Lagomorpha; Leporidae. The transcript is spliced from 13 exons. The record is from RefSeq and is a predicted model, not a curated record. The coding region runs from base 16 to 2388 and encodes 790 amino acids. Gene Ontology annotation, biological process: DNA repair; DNA damage checkpoint signaling.
GGGCCGGCUGGCGGCAUGGCUGGGACCUCCGCGCCGGGCAGGAGGCGGAGCGGGCCCGCAGCCCCUCGCCCCAGCCCACUGCCCUCCACUGGGCACCCCCCAAGCAAGCGAGCCCGGGGUUUUCCUGAGGCCGCCGCCCCGGACCCUGAAGACCCGUUCGGCGAGCACGGAGACUUCACCGCUGACGACCUGGAGGAGCUCGACAUCCUCGCGUCACAGGCCCUGAGCCAAUGCCCGGCCGCGGCCCGGGACGUGUCCAGUAUUCAUAAAGUUCCCAGGUUAGAUGGGAUGUCAAAAACUCCAGCAGGGAAAAACAGAGAAAGUGUACCUGCUAAAGAUAAUUUUGAGUUAGAAAUACUUCAAGCGCAAUACAAAGAACUAAAAGAAAAGCUGAAGGCGAUGGAAGAAAAAGUCCUCAUUAAGAAUGGAGAAAUUAAAAUUUUGCGAGACUCGCUGCAUCGGACAGAAUCUAUUCUAGAGGAGCAGAGAAGAUCCCACUUCCUUCUUGAGCAGGAGAAAACCCAAGCCCUCAGUGACAAAGAAAAGGAAUUCUCCAAGAAGCUCCAGUCAUUACAGUCGGAGCUCCAGUUUAAAGAUGCCGAGAUGAAUGAAUUAAGGACAAAACUUCAGAGCAGUGAACGAGUAAACAGGCUGGCUUCUCCCUCCAUCGCCCAUGUCAGUCCUAGGAAAAGCCCUUCUGUGGUUAUUAAACAAGAAGCAUGCUCACCACAAUUUGGAAAAACAUCUUUCCCUACAAAGGAAUCUUUUAGUGCUAACAUGUCCCUUCUCCAACCCUGCCAGACAGAAGCAGGGCCCAAGUCUCUGGUGAGCAGAGAGGUUUACACAGAAAGUAAGAGCCACAAUGUGAGCAGUGACUCCAUGAGGCAAGACGAAGCCCGGAAAAGUCUGACUGACUGCUGGAUGCAGAGACCAAACCCUCCAGGUUCCAUUUUGAUAAACUUGCUCCUGAAGCAGCCAUUGGUCCCUGGGUCACCUCUCAGUCUCUGCCACCUUCUGAGCAACUGUGCUGAGGGUCCUACUGGCUCCCUCUUACAGCCUCCAGGGUUUGGCAGUAUCUUGGCUGGGAUUUCUGGUCUCCGGACCUCAGGUUCUCACGAUGGAUCACUUUCCCUCUCGGCCCUGAGAGAAGCACAGAGCCUGGCAUUCACUGGACUGAACCUGGUUGCCAGGAAUGAAGGCUCCCCUGACGGAGACCCAGCAGAGGGAGGCAGAAGGACCUUCCCACUGUGCCAGCUUCCGGGAGCCGUGCAUCUCCUUCCCCUUGUGCAGUUCUUCAUUGGCUUACACUGCCACGCUCUGCAGGACUUGGCAGCAGCUAAGCGAAGCGGAGCACCUGGGAACUCGCCAACACACGCCCCCCGCUUGAGCUCUAGGUUGGAGGCCAGCCAUGAGGACUCAGUUUGCACCCUGGAAGGCUUCUCUGUGGCCUCGCUUAGCGUUCUUCAGCACCUGGUGUGCCACAGUGGGGCAGUUGUCUGCCUCCUACUGUCAGGAGUGGGGGUGGACCCUGCUGCUGGGGAAGGCGGCACGAGCCUGGUGCACGGACACAGUCACGGUGAUGCGCCCCCAGCCCCAAGGGCAGUUGCCGAUGACCAAGGACAGCAUCCACUGCUGAAGAUGCUGCUUCACCUGCUGGCGCUCUCCUCUGCAGCAACAGGUCGCCUUCAGACAACGGUCCUAAGCCAGUGCCUUAAGGUUUUGGUGAAAUUAGCUGAAAAUGCUUCUUCGGAUUUCUUGCCCAGGUUCCAGUGUGUGUUACGGGUGCUGCCGCAGUGCCUCAGCCCUGAGACACCCCUGCCCAGUGUGCUGCUGACCGUCAAACUGCUCUCCCUCCUAGUGGAUGACAACACGCUUGCUCCUCAGCUCUGUUCCCACUCAGAAGGCUGCCUCCUGCUGCUGCUCUACAUGUACAUCACAUCAAGGCCUGACGGCACGGCCUCGGAGGCUCAGUGGCUUCAGCUGGAACAAGAGGCAGUGUGGCUCCUGGCUAAGCUCGGUGUACAGAGCCUCUCCCCGCCGGUCACUGGGUCUGACUGCCAGUGCAGCGUGGAGGUGGUCAGAGCUCUGACGGUGAUGCUGCACAGACAGUGGCUGACGCUACGGAGAGCAGGAACUGCUCCAGGGCCCGCCCAGCAGGGGCGGGCAGUGCGCUGUCUGCGGGACACGGUGCUGCUGCUGCACAGCCUGUCGCAGAAGGACAAGCUCUUCACCGUGCACUGCGUGGAGGUCCUGCACCAAUACGACCAGGUGAUGCCAGGGGUCAGCACGCUCCUCCGCGGGCUCCCCGACGUGACCGACUGUGAAGAGGCAGCCCUGGAUGACCUGUGUGCCACGGAGACUGACAUGGAAGACCCUGAGGCAGACUGACGCAGAACCCAUCGAGCCACAUGGUGGC